Molecule: messenger RNA, 1059 nt
Organism: Paramuricea clavata
Lineage: Eukaryota; Metazoa; Cnidaria; Anthozoa; Malacalcyonacea; Plexauridae
Source: the annotation of a GenBank genome assembly
AUGGAGGACAACCACGAGGAGUGCGGAGAGAAACAGGAGAAAAUCUUAUUAUUUUUAAGCAAUCAAGAAAUAUUUGUUUGGGAUAAAGAAGCUGUAAUGAUGCUACGAAGAAAAUGCCGCAUUGUGGGGUCUUUAGUUGGCUCACUGCCCAGUAAACCUAGACAGAAUUUAGUGUUUUCUCUCCCUCUUGUCUUACUCCCUGAGGAAGCGAGACUUUUACUUGACAAGAACAUUGCUAGAAUUGUAGAAAGCGAUAUAACAAGACCUUCACAGGAGAUAGUCCACAAAUUUCAAGAUGAAAGAAGAACUAGCAUUCAGGAACAGAUUGAAAGACUUGAAGAAUUAAAACAACAAAAACUUGCUGACUUUGCAGAAAUCAUAGAGGAAGGCCGUGAAAGAGUGGAUAGAAAACGAAGAAUCUCAUCGCAAAAUUCUAGUGGUAAAGUACCACGUAUAGAAACUGAAGAAAAGCAAAGUUUUAUGGAAUCAAGUUCGGUCAGGUGGUCGGAUGACAUCCCUAAAAAAUUAUCAUCGGAAGACAUUCAUAGAUCAUCGGAGAGCACCGACAGCUCUACUCAGCAACAGUUGAAAAACAUGGAUAUAUUAUCAGAGGAUGCCAAUGGUUCUGCUCAGAAGCAGUCAGAAGACAUUUCUGGAUCAUCUGAAAAUACGGAUGAGAUCAAUCUUCAAGAUUCUACUCUUGUUUGUGUGAGCACAAAAUCCAAACUUUUAAGAACCAAAGAUGUGUAUUGGAAUUUCCCAGAAACUGAGAUUGAACAAGUCAGGUGCAAAGUUUUCUCCGAUUUAUGGCAAAAGGGAUAUUUUAUAACCAAUGGGAACAAAUUUGGUGGCGAUUAUUUAGUCUAUCCCGGAGACCCAUUGAGAUUUCAUUCGCAUUUUAUUGUGAAAAUUUUACCUUGUGGAGAAAGGCUUACAGGGUUGGAUCUAGUUAGUGUAGGUCGACUAGGAUCAACUGUUAAAAAGACAAGUGUUUUGGCGUCGGUUGAUUCAUCCGGCAAAGUUAUUUAUACUUCAGUUCAAUGGUCGGGUUUUGUGUAG